Arabis nemorensis is the source of this 1461-nucleotide messenger RNA. Lineage: Eukaryota; Viridiplantae; Streptophyta; Magnoliopsida; Brassicales; Brassicaceae. The record is from the annotation of a GenBank genome assembly.
AUGGGGAUUCUCUGGGAUUCGUUACUCUUAUUGCUUGUGGUGGUGAUUGUUCUGUUCUUGGUUAGAGUUUUAUUAUUCAAAACUGGAUUGAUUUACAUGGUGAAGAAAUGGAGGAGAACGAUUUUCGAUUGUUUUCAUGUUUACCAAUUCUACAAGGUUCCAGAAUUCAACGAGAACGUGCAAGAGAAUCAGCUUUACCGGAAAGUUUACACGUAUCUGAAUUCGUUAAGCUCGAUCGAGAAUUCCGAUUUCACGAAUCUCUUCACAGGUAAAAAAACUAACGAGAUCGUACUCCGAUUAGAUCGGAAUCAAGUCGUCGGAGACGAGUUUCUCGGUGCUAGAGUUUGUUGGAUCAACGAAGAAGACGAAGAAGAUGGAUCUAAGAAUUUCGUUUUGAAGAUUCGUAAAGCUGAUAAACGAAGAAUCCUCAGUUCGUAUCUGCAACAUAUACAUACAGUUUCCGAUGAGCUUGAACAGAGAAAUACAGAGCUUAAGCUGUUCAUCAACAUCGGAAUCGGUGAUGAUGAUUCCAGGAAGAAGAAGAAGGGAAGGUGGAGAUCGAUUUCGUUUAAUCAUCCAUGUACAUUCGAGAACAUCGCCAUGGAAACAGAUCUGAAGAACAAGGUAAAAUCCGAUCUCGAAUCGUUUCUUAAAGGGAAACAAUAUUACAAUCGUCUUGGUCGAGUUUGGAAAAGGAGUUAUCUCUUAUACGGACCUUCCGGUACCGGAAAAUCAAGCUUCGUUGCAGCAAUGGCGAAUUUCUUGGAUUACGAUGUUUACGAUAUAGAUCUAUCAAAAGUAGAAGAUGAUUCAGAUCUGAAGAUGCUUCUAUUACAAACCAGAUCCAAAUCAGUGAUCGUAAUCGAAGAUCUCGAUCGAUUUCUCUCGACGAAAUCAUCAACAGUGACGACUUCUGGGAUUUUGAAUUUCACUGAUAGUAUUCUCAGCUCUUGCGCCGCCGAUGAACGGAUCAUGGUGUUCACGAUGACUGGAAAAGAACAAAUCGACCCGGCUAUACUCCGACCGGGUCGGGUCGACGUUCAUAUCCAUUUUCCGUUAUGUGAUUUCACGGCGUUUAAAACGCUCGCGAACAACUACUUAGGUGUGAAAGAGCACAAGCUUUUCCCACAAGUUGAAGUAAUAUUCCAAAACGGAGCUUCUUUGAGUCCGGCGGAGAUCGGAGAAUUGAUGAUCGCGAAUCGUAACUCGCCGACUCGUGCGUUGAAAUACGUCAUCAAUGCGCUACAGACAGACGGAGAUCGGAGAGGAACUGGACGGAGGUUGCUUCUAGAGAACGGUUCGAGAAGAUCGAUAUCGGAAGAAGUCGCCGGUGAUAUGAGUGGUCCACUUUGCGGCGGCGGAGGAAGUUCGCCGGCGGUGAAAGAGAUUAGGAAGCUGUAUGGGUUAUUGAGAAUCAAAAGUAGUAGAAAAUCUGAGUCGUACGAUGUGGCUCGAGAUUAA